AAAGUGGAUAGAAGAAGUUAAGAUACGAAUCAACCAUGAUCAAAUUGAACAACAGGACAGACUGGAGGGUCCGAAUGGCCUCAUUGUAUUGUGCUGCCUGUGGGAAUGCAAUUCCGAGAGUAGCAGAGUGUAAUGCCUGUCUAAGAGUGAAAGCAUUUUCUCCUUGAGAUGAGUCAGAGUGGUGGCUCCCGGGUGGUGGAGACGGGACAGUGUAACAAGUCACCACCACUGAGCAGCCACAGCCAGCAAAGCCUCAGCCUGCAGCCUGAAAGGAUGUGCAGCCCAGAGACUGUGGCAGCAGCUCCCAAGAUGGGAGGGCAGACUCCAAGUCCACAGCUUGCUCUGUGCAUUGACGGUGACUGGGAGAGCCGUGAGGAGCUACGACUGCGAGAGCUGGAGGAAGCUCGGGCGCGGGCAGCCCAGAUGGAGAAGACGAUGCGCUGGUGGUCAGACUGCACAGCCAACUGGCGUGAGAAAUGGAGCAAGGUACGGGCGGAGAGGAAUAAAUCCAGGGAGGAAGUGAGGCAGCUGAGACAGAAGCUGGAGGCACUCACCAAAGAGCUGACUACGGUGAAACGUGAAAAACAGGAACUGUCCAACGAAAAUGAGCAGCUGAGGCUGGAGGCUGAGCGGACAAAGAGCAGUCAGCAUGGUGAAGAAACAUUGGAUAAUAAACUGGUCUCUGAGAAGGAGAGUGAGAGUUUAAAUCCAGAGCAGGAACCAGUACGAGACCUGGGAACCGAGAAAACUUCCAGAAACAAGGAGGUUGAGUUAAUGGAAGCCAUUAUGAAAAACAAGCAGGAGAACACAGAGACAUGGGACCAGCGCAGUACUCAGAGUGCGCGUACUUCACUCAGCCGCCACGAGAGGAACCGCAUCCUGUGGGAAGAGGUGACUGUAAUUGAAGAGGAUGCCACCAAAGUCACUGCAUUACAGCUGCGUUUGGAUGAGUCUCAGAAAACCCUGCAGAAAGAGAGGGAGGACAAGAGUAUGCUCGGUAAACACAUUGAGAAGCUGGAGGCAGAUGUUACCCAAUGGAAAAUCAAGUAUGAAGAGCUCAAUAAAUCCAAACAAGAGGUAGUUAAACAGCUGAACAUUUUGAAGGAAGUGCAUCAAGAUGAGUUGGGUCGGAUAUCAGAGGACCUGGAAGAUGAACUGGGAGCUCGGUCGAGCAUGGACAAGAAACUUGCAGAGCUACGAGCUGAGAUGGAGCGACUCCAGGCAGAGAACACAGCUGAGUGGGGGAAGAGGGAGCGGCUAGAGACUGAGAAGCUGAACCUUGAAAGAGAGAACAAAAAGCAGAGGGCACAGAUUGAGGAUCUGGUCGACGUGUUGGCCAAAAAGAGGAAGCAGGCAGCGAGUGCCCUGGACACUGAUCUGAAGACUAUUCAGACUGAGCUUUUUGAGAAGAAUAAGGAGUUGUCAGAUCUCAGACACAUUCAUGCCAAGCUAAAGAAACAAUACCAAGAAAAGAUGGCUGAGCUGGCACACGCAAACAGAAGGAUUGAGCAGCAUGAAGCUGAAGUGAAGAAACUUCGCCUGCGAGUGGAAGAGUUAAAGAAAGAGCUGGCUCAGGCGGAGGAUGAGCUGGAUGAAGCUCACAACCAGGCCCGGAGGUUGCAGAGGUCACUGGAUGAACAGACAGAGCAGUCAGAGAACCUGCAGGUCCAGCUGGAGCACCUACAGACCAGACUGAAGAGACAGCAGAACCCGGUGCUGUUUGGGAAAAGGAGCAGUCGCUUUGGUCCGGAUGACCCCAGUGAGACUGGAAGUGAUUUUGAUGACGAUGCUGAAGAGUUGCAGCUGCAGGUUCCAUAACUGGACGAAGAGUUUGUCCGGAUGGUCAGCCUCUCAAUGUACCAGGGUGCUGGUUGGGAUAUGGCCGUUAGAACUGGUUAUGGAGGGAAAGCUUUGAAUAGUGUGUGGAAAUACAGAGUCUUCAGUGACUCCCGUCUUCAAAACAUGAUUCUCUUAAAACAGUUGUCACUAACAAAUGCUUUAUGCUUUAUAAGAUAUGUGUACAUUUUAACAGAUCAUUGUAAACUAUAUAUUUACAUGAAUUUCCUAUUAUAAACCUGUGUAUUUAGA
This is a messenger RNA of Carcharodon carcharias (great white shark), 2088 nucleotides long. RefSeq names its product coiled-coil domain containing 102A (gene ccdc102a). NCBI's taxonomy places the organism in Eukaryota, Metazoa, Chordata, Chondrichthyes, Lamniformes, Lamnidae. The transcript is spliced from 9 exons. Bases 169 to 1818 code for a protein of 549 amino acids. The record is from RefSeq and is a predicted model, not a curated record. Gene Ontology annotation, cellular component: myosin complex.